This is a messenger RNA of Acanthosepion pharaonis, 2697 nucleotides long. The record is from the annotation of a GenBank genome assembly. NCBI's taxonomy places the organism in Eukaryota, Metazoa, Mollusca, Cephalopoda, Sepiida, Sepiidae.
AUGCAAAUAGACGAGGUCGCAAUCACCAGCAGCAGCGGCUUCUUCAUCGCGGAGCCAAACAUACAGAUAAUGAAGGAGAUGGUUGGUGGUUGCUGUGUUUGUUCGGAUGAGCGAGGCUGGGCGGAAAACCCUCUAGUUUACUGUGACGGUCAUGGUUGCAAUGUGGCCGUUCACCAGGCUUGCUAUGGAAUCGUCCAGGUACCGACAGGCCCGUGGUUCUGCAGGAAAUGUGAAUCUCAGGAGAGAGCAGCCCGAGUGAGAUGUGAGCUUUGUCCUCAGAAAGAAGGUGCCCUGAAACGAACUGACACAGGCGGUUGGUGUCAUGUUGUGUGUGCACUGUUUAUACCAGAAGCAUGGUUUGCUAAUGUGCAAACUAUGGAACCCAUUGUACUAAAGAAUGUACCACAAGAACGGUUCAAUAAGGUGUGCUACAUUUGUGAGGAGCAAAGUCGUGAAAGUAAAGCUGCUACUGGGGCAUGCAUGCAAUGUAAUAAAAAUGGAUGCAAACAAAACUUCCAUGUCACAUGUGCCCAGGCGCAAGGUUUGCUGUGUGAAGAAGCUGGAAAUUAUGGUGAUAAUGUUAAAUAUUGUGGCUACUGUUUGUAUCACUACAAGAAAUUGGGGGAAAAGCACUUGACCUCGCUGAAGCAGGAAAGAAAAAAAAAGAAAAAGGAUGCCAACAUUAAAGUGAUUCCAGCAUUCAAACCAGUCUCCUGUGAGAUGAGCACCCCUGAAUCCACUCCUGAAAAGAGUUUUCCUGCCCGGUUAGACAAGGAAAGAGAAAGAUCAAAGAUUCGUGAUAUGAAGAGUGACAGUAGCUAUUUCCAUUCCUCAUCGAAUCUUCCACCCAAUCCACCUUCCUCACAAGUCAACACUGAUCAGCGCAUGCCCAAUAUCACACAUGAUAGGAGUCGGCCACCAAAAUUAUUGCAAAGCUCCCCACAGGGACCUGUUCAGUCAGAGGCACCACUUCUGACAACAUCAGAGUUUGAUAGUUUCACAGAAACAGAAUCAAAAACUGUUACUGCUCCUCCUCCGCCUACAUCAUACGAUGGUUGCAGAUCUGAUACAUCAUCUGUGACUUCCCAGCACAGUAGUUCAGAACUCAGUUCCAAAAUGAGUGCAUCUGCUCAAGCCUCAGCUGCCUCAUCUGAAAACAAGUUGAUAAUGGAUGCUCGGUUCACAGUAUCACCAGAGGCCAGUCGGCUGUUAACGUCCCCCUCCAGUUGUUCAUUCACAACUACGGUUACAACGGUUCAGAGUAGUAUUGUUUCUUCCCAACCGCAAACAACUUUUUCAAAUAAUUAUGAUAAUUAUCUUAGUUCUGGUCAUGUGACCACAGCUACUGCAACAGGGUUGAAUGGGAUAAGCACUGCUGUCCUCCCAAAUGCUAACCUUGAGCAGAACCAAAGCAAAAGACAGAGGUCAAGAUCAAGUGAAAAACAGGAAAAGAAAAACAAAAAAGGCAAAUGUUCAACUUCCUCAACAAAUAGCAAAGGAAAAAGUGGGAAGGAUUCUGUUGUAACAACAUCACCAUCAUCUUCAUCUGAUACUUCUCCUUCUGAAAGCAAAAAAACAACCCCAACCCAGAGGAAAUCUGAGGUUCCCCUUUCUGGAGGACCUUUAGGAAAUCCUAAUUAUAAUGUUUUUGGUGGCAGUCCAUAUUUCCAGAGUUUAAGUGCAUCAGGACCUGUCUCUAUUUCUGGUUUCAGCCAGACAAAUCUAGAAAAUAAUGGAACAUUCACAACAUCAGUGAUGCCAGGAGCAAAUUUACCUGCCAAUCUGGAACAAGGAACUUCUCCCAAUCUGACACCUCCAACUUUAGCAAAUGAAGGUGCAGCUCCAGCUGGUGUUGGGUGUUUUUUAGGCCCUCCAAAGAUAUUUCCUUCAAUUCAGAAUGCAAAGAUGCCAGAUGAAAAUAUGGGAAAUGGAUUAGCUCAAACCAUGGAACAGUUGCUAGAGCACCAAUGGGACUUAGGGUCACAAUUCCUGAUGGAACAAGGUCAACAUUUUGAUAUUGCCUCCCUUCUAAGUUUCCUGCAUAAACUAAAGACAGAGAACCAGCAGUUGGAAGACUACAUCAAGACCUUGACUGCUCGUCGAGAUCACCUGCUGGCUCUAAAUGCCCGUCUGGCUCUGCCACUGUCUGCACUCAGCAGUUCACAGUUGAUGGGUAAAAGUAUUGAAUCUCCAUGUGGUCUUUCACAACAUUGUCAAAGUCAGAGCUGUAUGGAGUCAACAUUAGCCCAAGACAUGAGUAGUAAUUGUAGCAGCCAUACCCCAUCAAAUCAUAGUCCUGGUCAGCAACAAUCUUCAACGCCAGGAUAUCAACACAUCUCAAGUCCAAAUGGAUCAUUUCAUGGAAGUAGUCAUGGUGUUCAUCCUUCAAGUUGUAGUCCUGUGCAACCCUCUCUUAGUCGGAAUUCAGCUGGGUUAACUGGUACAUCUCUUGAUUCAUCUCGACUUCAACAAAAUUCAAAUAAUUCCCAAGAUCAGCACAUGAUGUAUUCAAUGAUGCAACAACAGGUUACAUCAGCUGCAUUGUCCCAGGGAUCAAGCAUUGUUCUAGGGUCACUGAAAUCAACCAGUUCUCCAAACAACUUGAAUACAACAGUGCCAUCAUCAACUUUUAACUCAGCAGAUGUCCAAAUGUCAAGCAAAACGAAUCAUGACACAAAAGUCAAGGAGAAGUCCUGA